Messenger RNA from Nothobranchius furzeri (turquoise killifish), 3605 nucleotides. The record is from RefSeq and is a predicted model, not a curated record. NCBI's taxonomy places the organism in Eukaryota, Metazoa, Chordata, Actinopteri, Cyprinodontiformes, Nothobranchiidae.
AGGGGUGAGGAGGGGGAGAGCUGGAGGCGCGGCUCGGAGAUCAUUAUUAAACAGGAGGAAAGAAUCUGUUUCACCAUUCCCUUCAUCUGAAAGGGAUGUCAGCUGUUGGCAUGUCUGCCACGGGAGGAGAGGCUGUCUCGGAGAACUCGUGAUUGUUCCAUCCAGACGUCCUCUGCUCUGACAGUCUCAUCUUCAUGAACGCAGACCAAGUUGGAGCAGAAGCCAUGAGCCACGAUCCUCAGAGCAUCCUCUGCUACCAGAGGCCAGAUGAGGAGGUGGUGGUGGACCAGGGAGGAACCAGCUCUGUGAUGAAUAUUCAUUAUGAGGAAGAAGAGCUAGAAGGCCACAGGACUCUGUUUGUGGGGGUUCGGAUGCCCAGGCAGAGCCAUCGCCACCACAAAGCCCACGGAUCCCGCCAUCGCAGGAGAGACAAGAGGGCAGGAAGCAUCGCGGCACAACAGAGUGAUAAAAGCGAGGCCACCUCCUGUCAUGACACGCCGUCCCAGCGGGUCCAGUUCAUCCUGGGCACAGAAGAGGAUGCCGAACACGUGUCCCACGAGCUUUUCACCGAGCUGGAUGAGAUCUGCGUGAAGGAAGGCAAGGAUGCGGAGUGGAAGGAAACAGCCAGGUGGCUGAAGUUUGAGGAAGAUGUGGAGGACGGUGGAGAGAGGUGGAGCAAGCCUUACGUUGCCACACUCUCCCUCCACAGCCUGUUCGAGCUCCGCAGCUGCAUCAUCAAUGGCAGCGUGCUGCUCGACAUGCAUGCAGAUAGCAUCGAAGAGAUAGCAGACAUGGUGCUGGACCACCAGGAGGCGGCACAUGAGCUGGAUGACAGCGUGCGGGUGAGGGUGCGUGAGGCCCUGCUGAAGAGACACCACCACCAGAACGAGAAGAAGAAAAACUUGAUCCCCAUGGUCCGCUCCAUCACGGAGGGGGCUCGCAAACCGUCAGAGCCUCAAAUGAUUGGGUCAGCUACAUCUCUUCAGCCCCCUCCACCCACUGAGCCAGCCAAGAAUGGGGCUGGAGCUGACAGCAGCCAAGUGGACCUCAGCAAGGUCGACCUUCACUUCAUGAAAAAGAUUCCAGAGGGUGCUGAAGCCUCCAACGUUCUGGUGGGAGUCUUGGACUUUCUGGAGAGGCCCAUUGUGGCCUUUGUCCGUCUUUCUCCUGCUGUCCUGCUCACUGGUCUCACUGAGGUCCCCAUACCCACCAGGUUUCUCUUCAUCCUCCUGGGCCCUGAUGGGAAGGAGCAACAGUAUCAUGAAAUUGGACGUUCUAUGGCCACCAUCAUGACAGAUGAGAUAUUCCACAAUGUAGCGUACAAGGCAAAGGAUAGGAGUGACCUGCUUGCUGGGAUAGAUGAGUUCCUGGACCAAGUGACGGUGCUUCCACCAGGAGAGUGGGACCCCUCCAUUCGCAUCGAACCCCCAAAGAGUGUCCCCUCUCAGGAGAAGAGGAAAAUGCCAGGAGUUCCCAACGGAACAGUUGUCCAAGUAGAGGAACCACAGCAUGCAGAACAUCACGGUCCGGAGCUGCAGAGGACUGGGAGGUUGUUUGGAGGCCUGGUUCUGGAUAUUAAGAGGAAAGCUCCGUUCUAUCUGAGUGACUUUAAAGACGGUCUUAGCCUCCAGUGUGUGGCCUCCUUCCUCUUCCUCUACUGUGCCUGCAUGUCCCCUGUCAUCACCUUUGGAGGGCUGCUGGGCGAGGCCACAGAAGGACGAAUUAGCGCCAUCGAGUCCCUGCUUGGAGCAUCAAUGACUGGGGUGGCCUACUCUCUGUUUGCUGGUCAGCCUCUCACCAUUCUAGGCAGCACAGGUCCUGUACUGGUUUUUGAGAAAAUCCUCUACAAAUUCUGCAAGGACUACGACCUGUCGUACCUGUCGCUGCGAGCGUGCAUCGGCCUGUGGACGGCCCUGCUGUGUUUGCUGUUAGUCGCCACAGAUGCCAGCUCUCUGGUUUGUUACAUCACUCGUUUCACAGAGGAGGCCUUCGCUGCUCUCAUCUGCCUCAUCUUCAUCUAUGAAGCCUUGGAGAAGCUGUUCCACCUGGGAGAAUUGUACCCCUAUAACCUUAACAGUGAUCUGGACAAACUCACACUGACACACUGUAGGUGUGCAGAGCCUAAUGAUCCCAGUAACAAAACCUUGGAUUUGUGGAGUGAGAGAAACAUCACAGCCUCUGCUGUACCCUGGGUCAACCUGACUGUCAAGGAGUGCAUCAGCCUGCAAGGCCACUUUGUUGGGACAGCAUGUGGGCACCACGGUCCAUACACUCCAGAUGUUCUCUUCUGGUCUGUCAUCUUGUUCUUUUCAACAUUCUUCCUGUCUGCCUUCCUCAAACAAUUCAAAACUAGUCGUUAUUUUCCCACCAAGGUGCGGUCUAUGAUCAGUGACUUUGCUGUGUUCCUCACAAUCGUUCUCAUGGUUCUGCUUGACUUCGUCAUCGGCGUUCCAUCCCAGAAGCUCAAGGUGCCGAGCAAAUUCCAGCCUACCAGAGAUGAUCGUGGCUGGUUGGUUAAUCCGAUUGGACGGAACCCGUGGUGGACUCUCCUGGCAGCUGCUAUUCCUGCUCUUCUCUGCACCAUCCUGAUUUUCAUGGACCAGCAGAUAACUGCUGUCAUCAUCAACCGCAAAGAGCACAAACUCCUGAAAGGUUGUGGGUACCACCUGGACCUGCUGAUGGUGGGGGUGAUGCUGGCUGUGUGCUCCAUCAUGGGCUUGCCCUGGUUUGUAGCCGCCACUGUGCUGUCCAUCUCUCAUGUGAACAGCCUGAAGCUGGAGUCAGAGAGCUCUGCUCCGGGAGAGCAGCCUCGCUUCUUGGGCAUCAGAGAGCAGAGGCUCACGGGCCUGGUCAUCUUCCUGCUCAUGGGCUGCUCGGUGUUCAUGACUGGAGCUCUGCAGUUUAUUCCCAUGCCUGUGCUGUAUGGAGUUUUUCUUUACAUGGGAGCCUCUUCAUUAAAAGGCAUCCAGUUCUUUGACCGUCUGAAACUCUUCGGCAUGCCGGCGAAGCACCAGCCGGACUUCAUCUACUUGAGACACGUGCCCUUGAGGAAGGUCCACCUCUUCACUGUCACCCAGCUCAGCUGCCUGAUUCUGCUCUGGGUCAUCAAGACAUCGCCUGCCGCUAUCGUCUUUCCCAUGAUGGUGCUGGCUCUGGUUUUCAUCCGAAAAGUUCUGGACUUGUGCUUCUCUAAGCGAGAGCUGAGCUACCUGGAUGACCUGAUGCCAGAGUGGAAGAAAAAAAAACUUGAUGACGAUGCAUCCAAAAAGCUGGAGGAGGAAUCACAGGUCAUGCUCAGUAUGAGGACAGAAGAUACAACUACUAUUCAGAUUCCCAUGGAGAGCUGUAAACCCGUCCAGAAAGCACAUGAUCCCAGGUGUGAUCCCUCUGAUAUUAACAUAUCAGAUGAAAUGUCCAAAACCACUGUGUGGAAAUCCCUCAGCUCCAAUCAAAAGGACAUUAAUCUUGUUGCUGCUAAAAAGGCAAGCCCAUACCUUCUUUUUCCCUUCACUCACAGCUUGUGAAGACAUUACUGUCCCCUGUUCCUUUGGCGCUUCCCAGAUUAAUCUAUCCUUUGUCCUGUGCUUUGAUAACUGUUGUUUACA